AUGCUCAUCGAUAAUCAUCUUUUUGGAAAGAACUAUUUUUUUUUAAAAAGUGUUGAUGUAUCUCCACCUGCAGGGUCUUCUGUAUGGCUCCCCUGCAAGGGGAAGACCCAUUUUGCCAAAGCAAUCGUGCAGGCCUCAGGGUGCCAGUUUAUACACUUGCAGGCAUCUUCCCUGGCUGACAGGUGGUAUAGGGAACCACAGAAGCUCACAGCAGCUAUUUUCUUACUGAUCACCAAGAUCCAGCCCUGCAUCGUCCUCACUGAUAAAAUAGGCUCCUUUCUGCAGAACUGUUCCAGCGCUGACCAUGAAGCCAAUGCCAUGAUUAAAGCCCAGUUCAUGAGCCUCUGGGAUGGGCUGGAGAGCAGAUCUGACUGCCAGAUGAUAGUACUGAGCAACAGACUGCGCGAUGUGGAACCUGCCAUCCCGAGAAUGAUGCGUGUCACCUUCCAGAUCGGUUUACCUAUGCUGAAGCAGCAGCAAGAUAUUCUGAAGCUCAUUCUGGCCAGAGAAAAUAUGAGUCUCUGCACUUUGAUCCUUCUGCACUGUGCUCAAGAGGCCGUUCUCUGCUCUCUUCAGCACAGACUUGUGGCCUGGCAAGGGGCAAGGUCUCCUAAAAGCCAAGAUGCCCAUGGUCCAAGAGUCACCAACCUGUGAGUGGCAGAUGAGGAGAAGGAAACAACUAGCAUUGACAAUACAAAGUUCCCCCCAACCAGAGGAGCAGCCCAAGAAGUGGGAGGCUGGGUAGAUGCCUAAGCAGGGAUGAGCAUGCAUCAUGCAGUGGAUAGCCUACACCAAGGGUCGGCAACCUUUCAGAAGUGGUGUGCCAAGUUCAUUGUAAUUUAAGGUUUCGUGUGCCAGUAAUACAUUUUAACAUUUGUAGAAGGUAUCUCUCUAUGUCUAUAUUAUAUAAAUAAAACUAUUGUAUUUAAAGUAAAUAAAGUUUUUAAAAUAUUUAAGAAGCUUCAUUUAAAAUAAAAUUAAAAUGCAGAUCUUAUCAAUUUAGUGUGAUUCUUGCCUGGGAUCCUUAUCUGGGGUUCCAGCCCUGCUCAGUCUGCUUCCGGUCUGGGAUCCAGCUGCUGGCCCGGGUCAGCCCGCUGCCGGUCUGGGGUUCCAUUCACUCAACCAGCAGUGGGCUGAGCGAAGCCGGUGGCCGGGACCUCAGACCAGCAACAGGCUGAGUGGCUCGGUCUGCUGCUGGUCUGAGGACCCAGCUGCUGGCACCACUC
Gopherus flavomarginatus (Mexican gopher tortoise) is the source of this 1226-nucleotide messenger RNA. RefSeq names its product outer mitochondrial transmembrane helix translocase-like. Gene Ontology annotation, molecular function: ATP binding; ATP hydrolysis activity. Bases 1 to 654 code for a protein of 217 amino acids. The record is from RefSeq and is a predicted model, not a curated record. Gene Ontology annotation, cellular component: mitochondrial outer membrane. NCBI's taxonomy places the organism in Eukaryota, Metazoa, Chordata, Testudines, Testudinidae. The transcript is spliced from 5 exons.